Molecule: messenger RNA, 1803 nt
Organism: Nylanderia fulva
Lineage: Eukaryota; Metazoa; Arthropoda; Insecta; Hymenoptera; Formicidae
Product: E3 ubiquitin-protein ligase MARCHF5
Molecular function (GO): zinc ion binding
Source: RefSeq, a predicted model, not a curated record
AUACUUGACAUUCGCAGCUUUUACCGAUUAUUAUUUUCGUAAUUAGAAGUCAACGAAACGGAGAAUUCUGAUUGGUUAAUUCCUUUGUGCAUUUUGCGUUUUCGCCUUUAUGCGAAUCCGUAAUUAAUAGAAAGUCACCGUAUAUCUAGUGACUUUACAUUCGGAAUUCGCCCGUCACUCUUGCCGAUCCUUUAUCAAGGAUAAAUUCAUCUUGCCUAUAAAGUCGAAAUCUCCUGCUUCAUAUCCACAUAAAUAGAAGAAACGAGGAUACAAGGAUGAAUAAAAAAAUCUUGCAAUAGUGUUAGCUGAAAAUAUCGAGUGAGGCAUGUGUGCGAUGGUGAUGAGCUUGUGAAUGCUUUGCUGAAUCACGAUGUCGGACGAUAUGCCGCAUAUCUCAUAUGGACUCGACAGUCGUGGAAGAAUAGUGCGAAUAGAAUCAGGUAUAACCAGAGCGAACAUCAGACGUCUUCCAAGUAUAGAGGAAGCUCUAAGGAGACUUAGUACAAAUCUGAGAGCCGAUAGACAACUAAGCGAGCCCAGUAAUGCAGAAGUAUCUGAUCCUCAAGUAGCACGAAUGGCAUCAUUGGAGGAUGAAAGUUCUCAGAAUGCAUAUGAUGAUACAACAACAGAUCAAGAACUGUCCGUCGACAUCACUGAUGGAGCAUCCUCUCCGAAUCAAAUCACAUCUAGCGUGCCAUCAUUAACUCCGGAAGAAGACAAGCGAUACUGUUGGGUAUGCUUUGCAACCGAUGAAGAUGAUGCAACUGCAGCGUGGGUUAAACCAUGUCAUUGCAGAGGUACUACAAAGUGGGUUCAUCGUUGCAUACAGAGAUGGGUCGAUGAGAAGCAGAAGGGUCAUGCUGGGCAUGCUGUGGCCUGCCCGCAAUGCAACACAGAAUAUAUUAUAGUUUAUCCAAACAUGGGUCCAUUAGUGGUAGUACUUGACACGAUUGAUGCUGUUAUCUUCCGAGUAUGUCCUUUCAUUGCUGCUGGUAUAGUAGUCGGAUCCAUAUAUUGGACAGCUGUGACUUAUGGUGCAGUUACUGUUAUGCAAGUGGUCGGUCACAAGGACGGCCUUAUCAUGAUGGAGCAGGCCGAUCCUUUAGUUUUACUAGUUGGCUUACCAACUAUCCCAAUUAUGUUAGUUCUGGGAAAAAUGCUUCGAUAAGAUCAAGCUCUUAGUUUUUUAAGACGUCAUGCAUCCAAGGUUCCUAUUUUAAGGCAUUUUCUACCAAGUAGUUAUUCCGAUGAGGAUACAAGUAUGCAAUCUGAAGAUAUACCACCAAUGAACGAUCCAGUGUCCGCAACGCGUGUUCUUUGUGGUGCGCUUUUAUUGCCAACUAUCGCCAGUUUAUGUGGAAGAUUAUUCUUCGAAAGCAUAAACUCUAACUUUCAAAGAACAUUGUUGGGCGGUGUAGCCUUUAUAACGAUAAAAGGUGCAUUCAAGAUUUACCACAAGCAACAACAAUACAAGAGACAAUGUCAACGUCGUGUAAUGGAUUAUACGGAGAACAAUGUAGCAUUAUAUAGACGGCAAGACCCCGAAAGUGAUCGAAGUUAAGUAAAUUCUCAACGAAUAUUCAAAUGCCAAUUAAUUAAUAAUGCAUAUAAUUUUUCAAAUGUAAAGCAGCUUAACUUUCUAGCAGCAUUUGAGUAUAAAAAAAUUUGACAUCUCUCUUCAGUGUCAUAUAUAUGAUCAUAAUACAGGUGUGAAAUAACGGAGACAGAGUUGUGUGUAUAUAUAUAUAUAUAUGAUUAUAUAAAAAUAAGAAUUGUAUAUGAGCAGUGUCUCACAGUGGUUAG